Closterium sp. Naga37s-1 is the source of this 1317-nucleotide messenger RNA. The record is from the annotation of a GenBank genome assembly. Lineage: Eukaryota; Viridiplantae; Streptophyta; Zygnematophyceae; Desmidiales; Closteriaceae.
AUGUCAUGUGCCGCGCUCAUCAUCCACCCUCAUGUCAUGUGCCGCGCUCAUCAUCCACCCUCAUGUCAUGUGCCACGCUCAUCAUCCACCCUCAUGUCAUGUGCCGCGCUCAUCAUCCACCCUCAUGUCAUGUACCGCGCUCAUCAUCCACCCUCAUGUCAUGUGCCGCGGUCAUCAUCCACCCUCAUGUCAUGUGCCGCGCUCAUCAUCCACCCUCAUGUCAUGUGCCGCGCUCAUCAUCCACCCUCAUGUCAUGUGCCGCGCCCAUCAUCCACCCUCAUGUCAUGUGCCGCGCUCAUCAUCCACCCUCAUGUCAUGUGCCGCGCUCAUCAUCCACCCUCAUGUCAUGUGCCGCACGUGCAUGCAUGCGUGCAUCCCUCUCAACGGCAGGCCAUCAUGGCUGCCUUGGCUCUCUUCGCCUGGUGCAUCCACGAGCGCUCUCGCGCUGAUGCUCUACAGUUCCACCUGCGAGUGCUCAUAGAGCGGCAGCACCGCAUCACACAGCGCCUGCACUCUGGUGCAUGGGGGGACAGUGGCAGCAGCACCACCGGCAGCAGCAGCAGCAGCACUGGAAGCAGCAGCAGCAGCAGCAGUAGUGGGGCGGCAUGGUGGGAAGACAUGGUCAUGCUCCCCACUGGUGGGCGGGCGGCGACAGCUGGCAUCUUGCUGCAGCCAAUCAGAGGCGAAGGAGGAAGUGGGGAAGGAGAGGGGGAGAAGGAAAGAUGCGGUAGGCGUGAGAGGGUGGGAGACAGUAGCAGGGGGAGGGAGCGAGGGAAGGAAGAGGAGAAAGAUGUGGAGGAGGAGGAAGGGGAAGGUGGAGGAGGAGGAAACCCGGAGGGUGACGAAGUGGUGUGGCGGCGUUUGGCUCUAUUCACCUCGCUGCUCUGCUUCCUCCUCCCUCUAGUGCUCGCCAAACACAUGGACAGGAUCGCUGCCUUCCUCCACCUCGACCCCCCCAAAACCGAGCAAACACCCGUCACCCCCGCACUGAGCCACUUGUCACCGCACCACACCGCAGCACAGCAGCACAGGCGGGGCGGUGCAGCAGCAGGGGCACUGCUAGGGGCAGCGGGGGGCGGUGUGAGCAGCCCUGGACUAGCCCAUGGGAACCGGCAAGGCGGGGUGCCGGGGGUGCAUGGGCAGGGGGCUCCGGGGGCCCAUGGGCAGGGGGGGCAUGUGCAGGGGGGGCAUGGGCAGGGGGAGGAGGUGGCAGCAGCGCCGUUCAGCAAGCGCCUGGCGUACCGAGUGGAUGUGCUCUUCUCCACUCACUCCUAUGUCAAGAGCCUUGCUCUGCUCACUGCCACGCUCGUGCUGUGA